AAUGACGUCAGAAAAGACCGUUUUGCGAUAUCAAUCUGGAACUUGGCAACAACAGAAACGCGGAAGUUUCAGUUUUCACAACAUAAGGAUUUCUGCCAAUUAUCAUCGGUCAAGGGGCUCUAACGAUGACUGAAGUGGACCCGCUGGCGAUCGAGAUCAUCGAGGAGGGUCUUGACCUGGAUCAGAAGAGUUUACCACCGGCGUCAGGCGUUUGGGAACAUGAGGAAUUAGCUCAGGUGAAAGUGAAGGUGAUGAGAGGACACACUGAAUGUGUAAACAGGUGUAAGCUGUGCUGUCAGGAGAAGAAAAUCUUCACCGUAUCAAAUGACAAGACUGCCAGAAUAUGGGAUAUUGACACUGGUGCCAUUCUCAAGACUUACAACUGUCAUGACAUGUACAUCACAUCAGGGGAUAUCAGCCCAGACAAUACAAGGUUUGUAACAUGUUCCUGGGACAAGACUUUGAGACUGUGGGACACAGAGACAGGCACCAUGUUGUGGCAGGGUCGACAUGACGGCAUUGUGACUUGCUGUCACUUCUCCCAUAACGGCAAAAUGGUGGUGUCUGGUUCUGACCUGGACCAUUCUGUGAGUGUGUGGCACACAGGAGAGGGAACACAAUUGCACCAUUUGAAAGACCAGCACAAAAGUACCAUCACAUCCUGCUCAUUCACACCCAAUGAUGAGAGGAUCUGCACCACUUCUAUGGACAAGUCCACCAAGCUGUGGGACCUGGAGUCAAAAAGAACAACUGUGAAGAUAGAAGGUCACAUCAAUGUCAUCUCGUCAUGCUGUAUGGACAGGAAUGAGCGCUGGCUCUGCACGGCAUCCUGGGAUAAAACUCUGCAGGUGUGGGACAUCUCCACAGGCAUGUUCAGAUCUCAAGGACCAGUUUCCCUGGCUAAAGGACAUGAGGGGUCAGUCAGCUGUUGUGACUUCAGCAGAGACGGAACAUUGCUUGUGUCAGGGUCCUAUGACCAGACAGUAACCCUGUGGGACAUGGAGACAUGUAUGCACAAACUCUCACUCAAGGGUCACUCAGAUUGGGUGACAGACUGUAGCUUUAGUGAGGACCAGAAAUGGGUCAUCUCCUGUUCAAAGGAUAAGACCAUGAGAUUGUGGAACAUUGAAGACACAGACCACAUUCCAUUUGUUCUGGAACAGAGGAGGGCCAUUGGACUCAAGAUGGUUAAUUGUGAGCAGUGUGGGAAGGCCUUCUCCAUUGCCCAGCUGGAGGAUGCCCGUGAACUAUCCCUAUGUGUGUUCUGUCGUCUGGCACAGCCUAACAGGAACGUCCCAGCAUUGGAUGAGGUCUGACAUCGCAUCAUAGAAAUCUCCAUGCAGUUGUAAAUGGAGUAUGCUGGCGUGAACAAAAGGGGAUGUAUUUUUUUUCAUGUAAAAUUUGUGCUGACAAUAUUAAGUUGAUGUGCCAUUCUGUAAUGAUCAGAUAGAUUUAAGAUUUUCCAUUUAUAAUUGGUCUAUUAUAUAAGGUGCUUUUACCUAACUCACAACAAAGAUGCUGCAUUGUCAGUUCCUCCUGCUAUGUGUCAUCACUUCUCCACUGUAAAACUGACAUAGGCCACCAUACCUAUGCACUACCACUUAUGUCUGUUAGAUGUCACUAUUAAAACGCCAUACAGAUGCAAGAUUAAAUUUUGGGGUGGGUGAGGGCAACUUUUCAUUCAAGUACAAAUUUCAGCAUAGCAGUCCAUUUUAAUACCAACAGUACUUUUAUUUGACUGGCUCAAAGUACAAAACCUUUAAUAUGAAUUAUGAUUGUUUCUGUCGAUGAAGGUUAGAGAUGCAGGUAAUACGAUACGCCAAAAAGCAGUUACUGAAGCAACUGGAUAUGAUUUUAAAAUCAUGAAAUUUUGUGUGAUUUUAAAAUUUCCAUGGCUGCAGAUGCAGCCAAUAUUAUUACAGAGCAAUAGCAGAGUUGAACCUUGUAAAUUGAACCAGAGAAUAAAGU
Branchiostoma belcheri (Belcher's lancelet) is the source of this 1968-nucleotide messenger RNA. RefSeq names its product WD repeat-containing protein 88-like. Gene Ontology annotation, molecular function: protein binding. The record is from RefSeq and is a predicted model, not a curated record. Lineage: Eukaryota; Metazoa; Chordata; Leptocardii; Amphioxiformes; Branchiostomatidae.